AAUCAAUACACUUUUUCAUUUUCCUAAAGUAUUAAAAUUGAGUCUAUAUAACCCACCACUUCAUAAGCCUCAACAAUCCCUUUCAUGAUUUUGUUUUCAUAGUGUUAUUAAUGUCAUCAUCAUUAACAUUUUCUUAUUUUGUGCCUAAGGUGUUUGAUGAAAGUUCCCAGUGAAAAUCAUUAUCAUUACUUAAAAAACUUCUCUACAAAAUUGAUUAUUCCAAAGCACUCUUCAAUUGGAUAAGCUUGUGAUAUUAGAAGUUUCAAUCUUCUUGUUAUUGCAGCUUUUUUUUGUAACCACCUUUUACUAAGUUCUUUUAACCAAAACCAAAACCAAAUCUUUCCCUCUUUGUUGUCUCAAAAAAAUGGCCCCUUCUGGAAGAACAACAACAACAACAAACAAAACAUCAAGGACCACAAAAACUACAACAGGAAGAAGAACAAGAACAAGACAACCUAGAAGAACAUGCUCCAAGAGGAACAAAAAACAAGAGGUGAUUAACAAGGUUUUGCCUUCUAGCUGUGUGAGAAAAAGCUCUGAAGAAUCUUCAAAGGAAGAAAGGGAAGAGAACAACGAAGUUUCUGAGGUAAUUGAUGUUUCUGUUAGUAACAGUGCAUGUUCAACACCAAAAGGUCAGAAAUUUAGGAUACCAGAGGUUUCAACAUGUCCUCCAGCACCAAAGAAGCAAAGGGUAGUUUCAAAUUGUUCUUUGAGAAGGUCACCACUUUCAUUCUUUGUACCUCCUGAUUUGGAUAACUUUUUCUUGGUGACACUUCCUGAUGUUUCUGUUUGAUUAUUGUUGUGUGUAUGUUAAUAGCAAGAUACAUAUAAAAUAAUCACACUUUUGAAGAUGGACUUUUGAAGUGGUUUUCAUAGGAAAUCAGAGGCAUAAAUGCUUUAGGAAGUUCUUUUUAUUUUAGAUUUUGGUGUGUUGAGGUUAGGAAACACUUAGUGUGAGUAUGUUCGGACGAGCAGCGAGUUUGAUAAAAUCGCAGUGACUCGCUGCGAUUCUACGAUUCCCGCUGCGAAUUCAAACAUACAAUUAGCUUGCUCUUUUGUUUAGUUUAUGCUAAUUUUAGCUUUUGUAACAACUUGUAGUUGUAGGGUUUGUUAGUUGCUGAAUUUAGAUGGAAUGGUUCUCCAACUAAAUUUAUAUUUGUAAGCUUACUUUGUUUUUUCUUUUACUUCUCAUAGAAGAUAUGUACUGACUUUUAUACUAAGUGUGAUGAGUGCAAAUGUAAUGGUUUGGUUUUGAGAAUUUGUGAGUGUUUCAAUUCAAACUUUGAAACUCUACAAAAAGCUUAACUCAGUUGAUAUCUCUUAUACUUAUGAUUA
Molecule: messenger RNA, 1335 nt
Organism: Lathyrus oleraceus (garden pea)
Lineage: Eukaryota; Viridiplantae; Streptophyta; Magnoliopsida; Fabales; Fabaceae
Product: cyclin-dependent protein kinase inhibitor SMR13
Exons: 1
Coding region: 365-793 (142 amino acids)
Biological process (GO): regulation of DNA endoreduplication
Cellular component (GO): nucleus
Source: RefSeq, a predicted model, not a curated record